Nicotiana attenuata is the source of this 1782-nucleotide messenger RNA. RefSeq names its product glucose-6-phosphate 1-dehydrogenase, chloroplastic-like. The transcript has 4 exons. Gene Ontology annotation, molecular function: NADP binding; glucose-6-phosphate dehydrogenase activity. The coding region runs from base 187 to 861 and encodes 224 amino acids. The record is from RefSeq and is a predicted model, not a curated record. Lineage: Eukaryota; Viridiplantae; Streptophyta; Magnoliopsida; Solanales; Solanaceae. Gene Ontology annotation, cellular component: chloroplast stroma. Gene Ontology annotation, biological process: pentose-phosphate shunt, oxidative branch; glucose metabolic process.
CGAACUUAAGGGCCAAUAUUCAGAUAUUUCCUGCUAAAUUCAUCAAAUAUUUCAAUUAACAAAGAAUCUGUCAGUAUCCAAUAACUACUUUGCAAUUGGAUAAACUUAUUUUCUUUUUAUUAUUUCACAUUAAAUAAGCUAAUAAAUCUGUGACUUUCUCCAGCGAGUCUUUACACAAAAAACUGCAUGGGUGGGCAGUUGCAAUUGAAUCCUUGUUCUUCAUCUUCAGUUGCUAGUACUUUCCAUAAUGGGGCACAUAAUUUUUGCAGAAAGUUUAAUAUUUUACCAUUUAAAGCCCAUUCCCUUGAAUCUUCAGUUGCUAGUACUUUUCAAAAUGGAAUUUACUCAAGAAUCCAACCAAGAAAACAUUUUGAGAUCAUGUCAUCAAAUGGGUUUCAUCUGAAUGCUGUGUCUUUCCUGGAUGGUUCGGCUUCAAAAUCUAUGCCAGAACAAGUGGCUUUGACAGAGUUAGAAAAUGCAGCGACCACGGUCAGCAUAACUGUUAUUGGAGCUUCAGGUGACCUAGCCAAGAAGAAGAUUUUUCCAGCUUUAUUUGCUCUUUUCUAUGAAGAUUGUUUGCCUGAGAAUUUUAUGGUUUUUGGUUAUUCACGAACAAAAAUGAGUGAUGAAGAGCUGAGAAACAUGAUCAGUAAGACCUUAACUUGUAGAAUUGAUCAGAGAGAGAAUUGCGAGGCUAAAAUGGACCACUUUCUGGAAAGAUGCUUUUACCAUUCGGGUCAGUACAAUUCUGAGGAUGAUUUUGCAGAACUGGAUUACAAAUUAAAGGAAAAGGAGGUAAUUCAUGUGGUUGUACUUAUCGGUGUUGCAGUCUGUUUUUGCACGUCUAGAAAGAAACUAUAACAGUAAACUGAAUGCCAUCUUUACAUCUUAUCCAUAUAAGUAACCAAUCAUCUUAAUUAGUUUAAUGUUUUUCUACUACUAAGAUUUUAAUUCUUGACAAGUCUCUACAUCUUUUAAGUAUUAUCUAUGUAAGAUACAUUGUCCAUUAAUUUGUGUGGCCACUGAAUAUCACCAACUAUGACCCUUAAAGGCAACAUCCUGUUGCUGCAAGAAGUAAGAUACAGACUUUCCGGAUAAGAAAAGGAACAUAAUAUAGACAAGAUAUGAAAUUAGUGGUUUAUUUGGUGUUUAAAAUAUUUUUGGCAAGAUAUUCGGAAUGAUUUACUCGGUGCCUUGAAGUUUGAGGUAAGAAGUCCUUCAGGUAAAAAUGGAGCUAGACAUCAUUGACUGCAGAUACUAUGGCCUAAGCACGUUUAAGUUUUGUUUUGACAUUGUGUGUCAGUGUAAAGUGAUUAUAUGAAGGAUUCAUAAUAGUUUGAUGCUUGUCUAAGUUGGAGAUGCUAGAUGACUGGACCAAGUGAAAGUUUCAUUUGGUGCAAGAGUUGAUGCACUCUCCGGAUGGAAAAACUUCUCCUGAGAAAUUCACGCCCCCCUUGAGUCUAUAAGAAUAGCAGAAUUUCACUUUAAAAAACUACCUUUUGUCCUUGAGAAUUUGCUGGGUAUAGCGGGAAAGAGAUUGACAAUAUAGUUAUAUAUCACAUAAGAAGGGUACUCUCGAUAUUUUUUUGGGGAAUUUCCUUCCUGAUCUUUUUUUUCAACUUUGGAGAAAUCUGAACUCUGAACUAUGGGGAAAUCUGUAAAAGGUCUGACUCGAAGAAAGAUGUGUAUAUGUACAUAUGUACAAAAUAAAAAACUAAAACCUUAGUUUCCUUGGUUGACUGAUUCUAAUUUGAUCAACCCCUACAAUAAAUUUAAGUCGAA